AGAUUCAGCGGCUACUCUCACCGCUCAGUGUCCGCCUCCGGAGCCUCUCCCCCGGGCACUCUCUCCUGCUCCACCUCGGCCCCUGCGCUCGGAACACUGCCGCGCUCAGCCCGAUGGCAUCCUUCGCCGAGUACAUCGCUCAGAACGAGGAACGUGACGGUGUGCGUUUCAGUUGGAAUGUGUGGCCGUCGUCUCGCCUGGAGGCCACCCGCAUGGUGGUCCCCAUUGCGGCGCUCUUUACCCCCCUGAAGGAGCGUCCCGACCUGCCCCCCAUCCAGUAUGAGCCCGUCCUGUGCAGCCGCGCCACCUGCCGCGCUGUGCUCAACCCACUCUGUCAGGUGGAUUACAGAGCCAAACUUUGGGCCUGCAACUUCUGCUAUCAGAGGAACCAGUUUCCUCCGUCAUAUGCCGGGAUCUCUGAGGUGAACCAACCCGCAGAGCUCCUUCCACAAUUCUCUACCAUCGAAUAUGUCGUCCAGCCUUCGUCUGCGUCAAUGGGACUCUCACAGUUCUGGAGCCCAUGGAACAAGCGUGGCCCCCCCAUGCCACUCCUCUUCCUGUACGUGGUGGACACUUGUAUAGAGGAUGACGAUCUUCAGGCUCUGAAGGAGUCUCUGCAGAUGUCCCUCUCUCUGCUGCCCCCUGCUGCUCUGGUCGGUCUCAUCACCUUCGGGCGCAUGGUCCAAGUCCACGAGCUUGGCUGUGAGGGCAUCUCCAAGAGCUACGUGUUCAGAGGGACCAAAGAUCUCAAUGCUAAACAGCUACAGGAGAUGUUGGGUCUGACCAAACCUGCAGCGACUCAGGGACGAGCUCCUCAGACACAGCAGCCUCUGUGUAACAGGUUCUUGCAGCCGGUGCAGAAGGUAGACAUGAACCUCACUGACCUGUUGGGGGAGCUGCAGCGUGACCCUUGGCCUGUGACUCAGGGGAAGAGGCCCCUGAGGAGUCUGGGAGUGGCUCUGUCCAUCGCAGUGGGGCUGUUGGAGUGCACCUUCCCAAACACAGGCGCCCGCAUUAUGACGUUCAUCGGGGGCCCGGCAACGCAGGGGCCCGGCAUGGUGGUCGGAGACGAACUCAAGACUCCCAUAAGGUCCUGGCAUGACAUCGAGAAGGAUGGCGCCAAGUUCCUCAAGAAGGCUACCAAGCAUUACGAGUCGUUGGCGAGUCGAGCGGCAGCAAACGGUCAUAUCAUCGACAUUUAUGCCUGCGCCCUGGACCAGACAGGCCUGCUUGAGAUGAAGUGCUGCCCCAACCACACCGGAGGUUAUAUGGUGAUGGCUGACUCGUUCAACACAUCACUGUUCAAACAGACGUUUCAGAGAGUUUUCACUAAAGAUGUUCAAGGCUGUUUCAAGAUGGCCUUCGGUGCCACGCUGGAGGUCAAGACGUCCCGAGAGGUGAAAGUAUCUGGAGCCAUCGGCCCCUGUGUGUCGCUCAAUGCCAAAGGCCCCUGUGUCUCUGAGAAUGAGAUCGGAACAGGAGGAACGUCUCAGUGGAAAGUAUGUGGCUUUGACCCCAGCACCACUCUGGCCUUGUACUUCGAAGUCGUUAACCAGCACAACGCUCCAAUUCCUCAGGGCGGACGAGGAGCCAUCCAGUUUGUGACACAGUAUCAGCACUCGUCUGGACAGAGGAGGAUCAGGGUCACUACUACAGCCAGGAAUUGGGCAGACGCUCAGUCUCAGAUCCAGAGCAUCGCGGCGUCCUUUGACCAGGAGGCGGCGGCCAUCUUGAUGGCUCGUUUGGCAGUGUACCGCGCCGAGACUGAGGAGGGGCCCGACGUGCUGCGCUGGUUAGACCGUCAGCUCAUCCGCCUGUGUCAGAAGUUUGGGGAUUAUCACAAAGACGACCCAAACUCCUUCAGAUUCUCCGAGACCUUCUCCCUGUACCCUCAGUUCAUGUUCCACCUGCGCAGGUCUCCGUUCCUUCAGGUGUUCAACAACAGUCCUGAUGAGAGCAGUUUCUACAGGCACCACUUCAACCGCCAAGACCUGACCCAGGCUCUGAUCAUGGUCCAACCUGUGCUGUACGCAUACUCCUUCAACGGGCCCCCCGAGCCGGUUCUGUUGGACUCCAGUUCGAUUCUUCCCGACAGAAUCCUCCUCAUGGACACCUUCUUCCAGAUCCUCAUCUACCACGGAGAGACUGUGGCUCAGUGGAGGAAGGCGAAAUACCAUGAGAUGCCUGAGUACGAGAACUUUAAACACCUUCUCCAGGCUCCAGUGGACGACGCCCAAGAACUGCUCCACACCCGCUUCCCCAUGCCACGCUACAUCGACACAGAACACGGAGGAUCACAGGCACGAUUCCUGCUUUCCAAAGUGAACCCCUCCCAGACCCACAACAACAUGUAUACCUGGGGUCAGGAGUCUGGCGCCCCCAUCCUCACCGAUGACGUCAGUCUGCAGGUUUUUAUGGACCACCUUAAGAAACUGGCCGUUUCCAGUGCCGCCUAGAGCAAUCCCACGGACCCCAAAACUGUGGACCCCCCAACAACAGUACCACCUCCAAAAUGACCCCAAAGCCUAACCUUUCAACAUAGGACCCCCCCCUCCCACCCCAGCUGUGUCCGGCGCUGCAUAGAGCCCCCCUGGAUCCUCACAAACUGUGUAUCCCCCAAUAUACCCAAAGUAACCAGUGCUGUUUGGACCCACAAAACUCCUGUUAACCCUGUGUAAUGGUUACGUCUCCUCCCCUCUGUCCUCCUCCUUUCUGUUCCUUCCCUCUCCUCCUCUGUCCCUUGCUCCCUACCCUUCUCAUUCCUGUAUUCCUGCAUUGCUGCCUACCAUUUUGUCCUCCACUCGUCUUUGUGACUCUUCUCCUCUCCAUCUCCUGUUUUUGUUCACCUGUAAACCAGCUCCUGUCUCUCCUUUUCUCUUCCUCUCCUUCAUCUCUCCCCCUUUCAAAACCAUUUUCCUUGUGCACGUCCUCGUCUCUGAUUGGACAGAAAUGUGUAUGAAAAGUAGGUGGGCUUUAGUUUUGGUGAAAUGUGUUAAAGGUCAUUUUGAGGUCACUCUCGUGUCUGACUGAAAAAAUGUCUGCUGCAUCAAAGCUGUGUCCAAAUGUUCAUUUUACAAAGAGAUUAAAGGAAGUUCUGUUUAAAUUAUAAAUGUUACUGAACUGACAAAAAGUCAAUGUGUUUAUUUGAUAAAUUUCUAAUAAAAAUAUUAUGCUGCAG
This is a messenger RNA of Periophthalmus magnuspinnatus, 3178 nucleotides long. RefSeq names its product Sec23 homolog A, coat complex II component (gene sec23a). Gene Ontology annotation, molecular function: zinc ion binding; GTPase activator activity. Gene Ontology annotation, cellular component: COPII vesicle coat; endoplasmic reticulum exit site. The coding region runs from base 114 to 2456 and encodes 780 amino acids. The transcript has 21 exons. The record is from RefSeq and is a predicted model, not a curated record. Gene Ontology annotation, biological process: intracellular protein transport; COPII-coated vesicle budding; endoplasmic reticulum to Golgi vesicle-mediated transport. NCBI's taxonomy places the organism in Eukaryota, Metazoa, Chordata, Actinopteri, Gobiiformes, Gobiidae.